This is a messenger RNA of Salmo salar (Atlantic salmon), 4166 nucleotides long. RefSeq names its product tenascin-N. Gene Ontology annotation, biological process: regulation of cell adhesion. Gene Ontology annotation, cellular component: perisynaptic extracellular matrix. NCBI's taxonomy places the organism in Eukaryota, Metazoa, Chordata, Actinopteri, Salmoniformes, Salmonidae. The record is from RefSeq and is a predicted model, not a curated record. Gene Ontology annotation, molecular function: protein binding.
CUCAUUCCAUUAUUGAGGAGCAAGAGAAGAGACACUCCCAAACUACUGCCCAUUGGCCAAAGGCAUUUCGGAAGGGGAUUUAACUACUUGAGGAAAAGGCUGUUGCUGCAGGAGCUACAGAGGCAUUGGUUGUAAGGGCCCCUUCAAACUCAUGCCCUGAGCUUGUCAACAGGUGUCAGAGAGAGAAGCAAUAGAGUGACAGAUUCUCAGGCUUUCAGAGGAGGGAGUCACAGGGAACUGCAACGCCAUGACCACUAGACUACACUGGCUCACAAGAGCCCUAUGCCUGAUAAGCAUACUGUGCACUGUCACUUCCACAUAUGUGACAGAAGAUAAUUCAUCCCCCGCUGAGAAAGAAGUCACCUUCAGCCACGUCUAUAAGAUUGACCUGGCCAAGAGCCCUGAGUGUAAACUCGCCUUGCAGACCCUCCCUUCCCAACAGGACCAGUUUUCAGGACUGCAAGAGCUGGAAGGGGGCGCUACUCUGGAGGGGGAAAACAACAUAGUUUUCAGGCACCAAAUCAACCUCAAGACCCCAAAGUGUGACUGUGAUGAGUCGGAGAGCUUUACGUCUCUGCUGUACAGAGUCAACGGGCUGGAGGAGGAGGUGGAACACCUGAAGAGUCAGUGCUCCCAGGGCUGCUGUGGUGGAAAAGGUGGUGGAGCAGGAGGUGUGGACACUAGUUGUAGUGGCCACGGGACCUACCAGCACAACACCUGCAGUUGUCAAUGCAACCCUAGCUGGGAGGGUCCAGACUGCUCCGUUUCCACCUGUCCUGAUGAGUGCAACGACAAUGGCCGCUGUGUGGAUGGAAAGUGUGUCUGCCACGCUGGCUACACGGGGAGUGAUUGCAGCCAGCUGAUGUGCCCAGGCGACUGCAACGAUAAGGGAUACUGCGUGGACGGCAAGUGUGUUUGCUUCAGCCACUUCACUGGCGAGGACUGCAGCGAACAGAAAUGCGAUCCUGACUGCAUCCACGGCACCUGCGUGAACGGAAUGUGUAUCUGUGACGAAGGCUUCUUUGGGGAAGACUGCUCUACAGUGUUGGGCCCUAACGGCCUGCGUCUGGUAAGGGUGACUGAUAGUUCUCUGCUGGUGGAAUGGGAGGCUGUGAAAGCAGCAGAGUACUACAUCCUGACCUGGCACCCUGAGGGCAAUGAGGCAGAGCUGGAGCGGGUCACCGUGCCCAACACAGAGACCUCCUACCUGAUCGCAGGGCUCAGCCCAGGAGUCACCUACAUAGUGCAGGUGUACGCUGUCAUCAAGGAGAUCCAGAGCGAGGGGGACAGGAUAGAGACGACCACAGAGGUGUCUGGUAUUGAUGGUAUCCGGGUAUUGGGCCAGACUGAGGACUCUAUCCAGGUGGACUGGCAGAACCCUGCAGCACCUCUGGACCACUUCAGACUGACCUAUGCUAACCCUGAUGGGCAGGAAGAGGAGCAGAACGUACCAAUGACUGCAGAGGCCAGGACCACCCACACCAUCGUAGGACUGCAACCUGGCACUGAGUACCUCAUCACAGUGCAAGGCAUCAAAGGGACCAUCGAAGGGAAAGCCUCCUUCGCCACCGGGGUCACAGAUCUUGACGAUCCUACUAACCUCUUGACCAAAGAAGUGACAGAGGAUACCGCUACCGUGGAAUGGCAGAAGGUACAAGCAGAGAUCGAUGGCUACGUGGUCAGCUACAGCUCUGCUGAGGGCUCCAGUGGGGAGAUCCCUGUUGGGGCAGACAGCACCUCCUACAGGCUGACUGGGCUGAGGCCUGGAGUCAUCUAUACAGUCUACAUCUGGGCUGUCAAGGGCUCCCGGGUCAGCAGGAAGAGCUCCACAGAAGCUGAGACAGAACUAGAUGUUCCUACUAACCUGUUGACCAGAGAAGUGACAGAAGACACAGCGACAGUAACAUGGGAUAAAGUCCAGGCUGAAAUCGAUGGCUACAUGAUCAGCUACAGCUCUCCUGAGGGCUCCAGUGGGGAGAUCCCUGUUGGGGCAGACAGCACCUCCUACAGGCUGACUGGGCUGAGGCCUGGAGUCAUCUAUACAGUCUACAUCUGGGCUGUCAAGGGCUCCCGGGUCAGCAGGAAGAGCUUUGUUGAUGCUGAGACAGAUCUGGAUGCUCCUACUAACCUCUUGACCAGAGAAGUGACAGAAGACACAGCUGAUGUGUCGUGGGACAGACCUUUAGCGGACAUUGACGGCUACAUGAUCAGCUACAGCUCUCCUGAGGGCUCCAGUGGGGAGAUCCCUGUUGGGGCAGACAGCACCUUCUACAGGUUGACUGGGCUGAGGCCUGGAGUCAUCUACACAGUCUACAUCUGGGCUGUCAAGGGCUCCCGGGUCAGCAGGAAGAGCUCCAUACCAGCUGAGACAGAAAUUGACGCACCAAAAAACCUGAAAGCAUCGGAUGUUAAGCUGGAUGUAGCUACCUUGACCUGGACUGCUCCCUUAGCCAUAAUCGAUGGCUACAUCCUCAAAUUGAGAGCUGAGGAUGGCAGUUUGAAGGCUGUGGAGAAGAAGCUGAGGGCAGGAGACAGCAGCUUUGCCAUGUCAGGCCUGGAGAAAGGAAAGAACUACAUUGUUACCCUCCUUGCUUACAGAGGACCAAAGAGGAGCAGAGUGAUAGAGAUCACAUUCAAAACAGUGGGUUUGUUGUACCCAUUCCCCAUGGACUGUACUCAGAUUAAGAAGAAUGGUAAUGUGGCAAGUGGAAUCUACACCAUUUACGUCAACAGUGAUCGCACCAAGCCCAUGGAGGUGUACUGUGACAUGGACACUGAUGGCGGUGGAUGGGUGGUGUUCCAGAGACGCAACAAUGGACAGAUGGACUUCAUGAAGCGCUGGAGACCGUACAUGGCUGGAUUUGGGAACAUGACUGAUGAAUUUUGGCUAGGUCUGGACAAUAUCUAUGAGCUGACCAAUACUCCCACGCAGUACGAGCUGCGAGUGGACCUUGGUGUGGGUUCAGAGAAGGCCUAUGCUGUCUAUGACAACUUCAAGAUAGCCCCGGCUAAGCAGAAGUUCAAGCUGACCAUCGGCGAAUACAGUGGAACAGCAGGCGAUGCCAUGAACUACCAUCAAGGUCGCCCCUUCUCUACGGUUGACAAUGACAAUGACAUUGCUCUUGGUAACUGUGCCCUGACACAUCGUGGUGCAUGGUGGUACAAAAACUGUCACCUUGCCAACCUCAACGGCAAAUUCGGAGACAACAGACACAGCAUGGGUGUGAACUGGGAGCCAUGGAAGGGUCACCUGAUGUCUCUUGAUUUCACUGAGAUGAAGAUUCGGCCUGUGGGCACUGCCAGGAAGAGGAGGUCGCUUAGCAGCAGAACAGCUCCCAGAAAAUAGUCCCUCUGAUGAACUAAAGCAGUCAAUGGGAACCUCAUUACAAACCAGGCAAAGUAGCUAGAACCUCAAACCAGGAACAUCAAUCUAUCUCAAUAUUAUUGUAUAACUUACUUUAUGUUAACAUAUCAUAUGGCUGCAGCCAUAAACGUCUUUAUUUUUAAUAGGAUAGUUGUAUUAUAUUGGUUAUGAAUAUAUAUAUUAUAUAUAUUAUGAACAAGUGAACUGCAACUUUCACUGUAUAGUAUUUUCACAUGGGUAAAGUAAAAGGAUUUCGUAUCUUGGCUCUGUCCUAAAGCGGCAUUCCUCGCAGACGUAGAUUCUUAACAAAUUACCUCUGUCCUAUUGUACUGUAUAUGAUUACAUUUUAUAGGCUGGCUCCAUGGCAUAAAACUGUCACUAUAUUCAUAACACUGUCUGCUCCUAUUAUGCAUAAUCAGUUAGAUUACCCAAUGAUACCAUGUUUUUAGAAUAGUUAUACUGCUCUUGUUCACAUUCAUAACAUAGCAUAGACCCUGACCCUCUGUUCUAAGCUCUGGUCUCCGGCCUACCCAGCCUACAGAGUUAGCUACAUAUCACAUUUCAGAUGUUAUGCAUAAGAAGUAGAAUGUAUGACAUGCUCCUUUGUAAGAUUGUAUUUUCAAGUGCGUAUUGUAAUUGUGUCGUUCCACGAAAAGAGUGCCUUUUGCGUCCCUUUGAUAUUUUAAGUGGAAAUUAAAAGCCUGCUAUAUUAAAUUAAGUGCCCUUUAAUAUAGACCACAUGGAGAAUUCAAUCAAUCGGAUUUCUAAAAUGAAUAAAGUCUUGCUAAAAUGCCAAAAUUCA